Messenger RNA from Acipenser ruthenus (sterlet), 2714 nucleotides. Its product is annotated as serine protease 33-like. Bases 256 to 1251 code for a protein of 331 amino acids. The transcript is spliced from 6 exons. Gene Ontology annotation, molecular function: serine-type endopeptidase activity. The record is from RefSeq and is a predicted model, not a curated record. Lineage: Eukaryota; Metazoa; Chordata; Actinopteri; Acipenseriformes; Acipenseridae. Gene Ontology annotation, biological process: proteolysis.
UUGUCGGUGUAUUUCUGUUUGUUUAUUUCCUGACACUAUAGCCAGAAGCUAUCGCUACAGGCUGAUGUCGCUUCAGAGUUAUUCAGCUGUACUUUUGCGACGCUUGUCAUCAAAGUGUGAGGUCAUGGUCGGUAGAUAAACACGGUCUCUGUCCCCACAAGCUUCACUCGCGAUAAGGAUUGCUGCUUGAACCCAGAUCUGGGAUACGCAUUUGGGCUGACUAUAUACCUGCCGUGGUCAGUGUAAAGCGACGAGAUGAGACCGGUGUUCGGGAUAGCGUGUUUUGCUAUAGGUCUCUUGAAAUGUCUGGGGGGAACAGAAAUAUUAGCUUGCGGCAGGGGCAAGGUGGGAAUGAGUCGUAUCGUGGGAGGAAGUGAUGCGCAGGAAGGGGCGUGGCCCUGGCAGGUCAGCAUUCGGCUCAACGGUUUUCACAUCUGUGGAGGAUCACUGAUCGAUCACAACUGGGUCCUGAGCGCAGCCCACUGCUUCAAGGGUUCCAGCAAUGUGAAUCUCUACACAGUGCGUCUGGGGGCCCUAUCUCUGAGCCAGCAGCAGGGUGUGGACAGGAAGCUUCUGCGAUUUGUGGUCAAACCCGGCUUCACGGUCCCCGAUCAGGGAAAUGAUGCUGCCCUGUUACUGCUGGAGCAGCCCGUCCCCUUCAACGAAACCAUCCUCCCAGUCUGCCUGCCCUCCCCGUCCACCCCCUUCACAGCGGGACAGCAGUGCUGGGUCACCGGCUGGGGAAAUAUCCAAGAGGGAGUGGCUCUGCCCAGCCCUAGCAUUCUGCAGCAGGUCAUGGUCCCCCUAGUGGACAGUGUGGUCUGUGACACCCUGGCUCAGCCCCCCAUUCUGCCAGACAUGAUCUGUGCGGGGUACCUGGGGGGGGGCAAGGACUCCUGCCAGGGAGACUCUGGGGGUCCCUUGGUGUGCCCCAGUCCGGACGGCUCCUGGACACUGGCUGGGAUUGUCAGCUGGGGGAUCGGCUGCGCCGAGCCCAACCAGCUCGGGGUGUACUCGCGUGUCACUUCCUUCCUGCCAUGGAUCCAAGAGACCCUGAUGCUGACCAACCAAACCACGGCUGGGCUGAGCACUAGUCAGAACUCUCAGUCCAAUCUGACCGCCGGGAAUGCCAUCUCACCCCAAACGUAUCCAACAACUGUGAAGUCAAACUCCAACAGAGCUUGCCCCUUCAAAUCAAGCGCCAUGAGCCUGCUGAUAUUGGCUGUAUGGACUGUGCUAAUGGCUUUGUAGAAGGCUUGGCGUUCCAAAGGGGUUUUGAUACCAGGAGGUUCAAAUCCCGGCUCAGCCACUGACUCCCUGUGUGCGUGCGCGCGUGCGUGUGUGUGUGUGACCCUGAGCGAGUCACUUCACCUCCUUGUGCUCCGUCCUUCGGAUGAGACGUCAAACAAACGAGCUCCUAUUGGAAGUGACUCUGCAGCAGCAGCAGCAGCAGCAGUUGUUGAUGAUGCAGAGUUCACCCUCUCUAGUCUCUGUGAGUCGCUUUGGAUAAAAGCGUCUGCUAAAUGACUCAACAAUAAUAAUGUUUGCCAGUGCAAACAAAUGGCCGCUAGAGGUCAGCAAAGACUCAGGUAUUUACAUGUUUCAUAAUGGAACCUACUGCACUGUCCAAGAAGUUUUGCAUCACCUAGAAAUUUAGAAAUGAGGCAAUUUAAAAAAUAUAUAUAUUUUUUUAAAUGGCCUUAAUCCUGUACUUCAGAGUACUGUAAUCUGCCAAGUGUUUAAUCUGUAGUAUUUUUUGUAUUUAAUCAUAUCCUGGUGUAACUAUCACUGACACUGUUAUCUGCUGUAUUAUUGAAUUGUAUUUCGUCAUAUACUUGUACUUGCUUGAACCAAAGUCAUUGUAUUUAUCUUGCUCUUAAUUGUAUUAUUACUUGUACUGUAACACUUGAAAUGUAUUUCCUUACGAUUGUAAGUCGCCCUGGAUAAGGGCGUCUGCUAAGAAAUAAAUAUCCAGGGCGACUUACAAUUGUUACAAGAUAUCACAUUAUACAUUAUUUCACAUUAUACAGAUAUCACAUUAUUUUUACAUACAAUUCCCCAUUUAUACAGUUGGGUUUUUACUGGAGCAAUCUAGGUAAAGUACCUUGCUCAAGGGUACAGCAGCAGUGUCCCCCCCACCUGGGAUUGAACCCACGACCCUCCGGUCAAGAGUCCAGAGCCCCUAACCACUACCCCACACUGCUGCCCUAUUGGCAUAACUGUUUGCAUGAAUUUUAAACAUUACAACACAUUUCUAAGUCGGAUGUCUGAUCGUGUUGAGAGUAAGUUUCAUUCUCUUACACUCUCUUUGUACCUCAGUUUUAUAUCAGCUAAUCUAAUUUAUUUAAGAAUAAACCUUGUAUGUAAUACUACUACUACUACUACUACUACUACUACUACUACUACUACUACUACUACUACUACUACUACUAAUAAUAAUAAUAAUAAUAAUAAUAAUAAUAAUAAUAAUAGUACUUUUCUGUGUUUAUAAUAAUAGUUUUCUGUGUUUACCAUGCUUGCCUAUGUCUGUACCUUGCCUAUAUAUAUAUAUAUAAGAGCAAGAUAAUUUUAUAUUUUAUAAUGCAAUAUUGUAAUGUGAUAUUUUAUAAUGCAAUAUUGUAAUGUGAUAUUUUAUAAUGCGAUAUUGCACUGUGAUAUUUUAUAAUGCGAUAUUGCACUGUGAUAUUUUAUAAUGCAAUAUUGUAAUGUGAUAU